Messenger RNA from Teleopsis dalmanni, 3712 nucleotides. RefSeq lists its product as uncharacterized. The coding region runs from base 1 to 3696 and encodes 1231 amino acids. Gene Ontology annotation, biological process: positive regulation of transcription by RNA polymerase II. The transcript has 5 exons. Gene Ontology annotation, molecular function: transcription coactivator activity. Gene Ontology annotation, cellular component: RNA polymerase II transcription regulator complex. Lineage: Eukaryota; Metazoa; Arthropoda; Insecta; Diptera; Diopsidae. The record is from RefSeq and is a predicted model, not a curated record.
AUGAAUUAUCUAGAUAAAAAUACUAAACGGCACCAACUUUUACAGAUUUUUAUUGCAAUUUUGGGUAUAUUAGGCUCAGUAUUAGCUAAUCCAAGUGGAAUACCCUUACCACCGUGUAUACAUGGACAUGCGGGUUAUGCUUAUCCUCCGCCUGUAGUAAAACUCUCAGUAUCACCAGCAGUGAACGCUUAUGCUGAGCAUGGUAAACUUCAAUUUUCAUCCAGUGGUUCAUCAUAUGAGUCGACAAAUUUAUUGAAACCAUCUGUAACAUAUGCUGGAGAAGCGGGAAUAACAUAUGCUGAAAAAUCACCAGCUUCAAAAUAUGCUGCAGUUGUUCCAUCAGGAAUCGAAUUUAACAAAGUUGUCGUACCAACCAUAUCCAAGUCAAUUACACAAAUAUCAAAUGCUUAUUUACCACCAGCAGCUCCACUUAUUUCGAAAAUUGAAACUUAUAAAGCACCUGCUGUAAAAUAUACUCAUACCUCACCAUCAAUAUCCAAAAUUGAAACAUAUUCAUCAUCAUAUUCUGAUGGCUACUCAUCAGGUUAUUCAGUUCCUGCAGUUGGAAAACUUUCGACUAUUUCAACAGGUGCUAAUCAUGCACUUUUUACUUCAAGUGAUCUAUCGGGAAAAGGUGCACUUUCUUAUGCUCCCACUUAUUCCAAAAUUUCACUAGAUGAAGGCCUGUCGAAAUAUGGUUCAUAUGGUGCAUUGUCACAUCAGCAUGUAUCAAAACCCAUAAUAUCAAGCAGUUAUGUACAACCGGUGGCAAAAGUCUCUUAUGCUGCACCAAUUAUAUCCAAGGUUGAGAGUUAUGCUGCUCCAACUAUAACUCAAUAUUCGUCUUCAUCCGACAUAGGCACUAGUAAAUACGUGUCAAGUGGUGCUGUUUCGCAUCAACAUGUGUCGAAACCGGUAACAUCUGCUUAUGUUGCUCCUGCUGUAUUAAAAGCUGCCUAUGUUGCUCCUGCUGUCGUAAAAACUGCCUAUGUUGCUCCUGCAGUUGCUAAAUUGCAGAGCUAUGCAGCACCUGCGGUUACUCACUACGCAUCAGGACCUUUAUUACCCAAAGUUUCUGUUUUAUCUGAGUCUUCUUCACAUUAUGGAGAAAGUGCCAAAUAUUCUUCUUCUGGUGCCGUUUCACAUCAGUAUGUAUCAAAGCCAGUCGAAUCAAAGGCUUAUAUCACCCCAGCAGUAGCUAAAGUAGCUUACACAGCACCUGCAGUUACUAAAGUAGAAAGUUAUGCGACACCUGUUGUCGAACAAUAUUCUUCCGGUCCUGCAUUAGCUAAAAUCGAAACUGUUGGCAAAUAUUCAUCAGCUGGUGCAGUUUCUCAUCAAUAUGUAUCAAAACCAGUAAUUUCUACGCCAGUAGUUGAAAAAGUGGCAUAUGCCGCUCCAGUCGCUGCUAAAGUUGAAACCUAUGCUGCGCCUGUAGUAACACAAUACUCAUCUAUUCCAGCAGUUACUAAAUUUGAGAAAUAUUCUUCAUCAGGUGCAGUAUCACAUCAGCAUGUGUCAAAACCUAUAGUAUCAGCUGCAUAUCUCGCUCCUGCUAUUGCUAAGUAUCAUAACCAUCAAGCAUGUGUCCCAAAAACCUAUACUGUAUCGGAGACGAGGAGUUAUCUCGCUCCUGCUAUUGCUAAGGUAGAACAAACUGCUCCAGCAAUUGUCUUAUCGGAUUAUUCAUCACACUCUGGUGCAAGUGGAGCUAAAUAUUCAUCAGCUGGCGCAGUGUCGCACCAAUAUGUAUCGAAACCACUAGUUUCUCUACCAGUAGUAGAAAAAGUGGCAUAUGCCGCUCCAGCCGUUGCCAAACUUGAAAGCUAUGCAGCGCCUGCUAUAACUCACUACUCAUCUGGUCCUGCGAUAGCUAAAGUUGAGAAAUAUUCUUCAUCAGGUGCAAUAUCCCACCAGUAUGUUUCAAAACCAGUAGUUUCAGCAGCCUACGCCGCUCCAGCGGUUGCUAAAUUGGAAUAUGCUGCCCCGGCAAUUGCAAAAGUAGAAAGCUAUUCGUCUGGACCUCUGGUUUCAAAAAUUUCUACAAUAUCAGAUUCUUCGUCCCACUCUGGAGGAAGCUAUGCAAAAUAUUCAUCAUCUGGCGCCAUCUCUCAUCAAUACGUUUCAAAGCCAGUACUUUCGGCUGCAUAUGUAGCUCCUACUGUCGCUAAGGUAGCAUAUGCUGCUCCUGCAAUUGCAAAGGUAGAAAGUUAUGCAGCACCAGAAGUUACUCACUAUUCGUCUGGUCCAUUGUUAUCUAAAGUUUCCACAUUAUCGGAUUCUUCAUCUCAUUCUGGAGAAAGCAUUACCAAAUACGGAUCAGCUGGAGCGGUGUCCCAUCAAUAUGUUUCAAAGCCAGUAGUUUCAUCAACCUACUCCGGUUCAACUAUUGCUAAGGGAGCUGUAUAUGCUGUUCCUACAAUUGCAAAGGUAGAAAGCUAUUCAUCUGGACCCUUAGUAUCAAAAAUAUCAACAUUAUCCGAUUCUACUUCGCAUUAUAGUGGUGGUUCUGCCAAAUAUUCUUCAUCUGGUGCUACUUCUCAUCAAUACAUUUCAAGGCCUAUAAUAGCAAAGGAGAUAUACGAAGCACCAACACUUACUAAGGUUGAAAGUUAUGAUGCACCAGCGAUAACUCAUUAUUCAUCAGGACCUGCGAUUGCUAAGAUUUCUACUAUUUCAGAUUCCAGUCUUCAUUCUGGUGCAAGUUUAUCAAAAUAUUCUUCGUCUGGUGCUGUUUCGCACCAAUAUGUUUCCAAACCAUUAGCAUCUGCUGCAUAUAUAGCUCCAGCAGUUCAAAAAGUUGCUUAUACAGCACCUGUAGUUGCAAAAGUUGAAAGCUAUUCUACUCCAAUAGUUUCCCAUUAUGGUUCGGCUGGUGCUGAAAUAAGUAAAAUUUCUUCUGGAGGAGCAGUAUCACAUCAACAUGUAUCCAAGCCAGUAGUAUCUAUAGGAUAUGCUGCGCCAGCUGUGGCGAAACUGGCAUAUACCGCUCCUUCAUUAACACAAUAUUCAACUGGUCCGGCAAUCACGAAAAUUGACACAUCACUUCAUUCUGGUAUAGAAAACUUGAAAUAUACUACUGGUGGAGCAAUAUCUCAUCAAUAUGUGUCGAAACCUAAUACACUUUUAAGCGGUGGUUUACUAUCAGAAGGCAACGGCAAAUUAGGCUUAGAAUCAGGCAAACUUCUUAGUUCAAGCGGGUCUCAUGGCUCUUACUAUGGAACACUAGCAGUGCAACAUCAAGGAGGGCACACAGGUUACGGACAAUUAACUCCAAUCCAUGAUUUUUCACACGGAUUUGGUGGCUUAGGAUCUCACGGAGCAGAUUACUAUAGGUAUGCGCCCGGUAUAACGACAGUUGGUGGACAUCAUACUUCUUUUAUACAAGAGCGACCCAAUCCUGCACAUACACUAAUUAAGUCUGUGUCCGAUAAACACUUAGAAUAUUUCAAUUUGCAUCCGAGAUAUGCGUUCGAAUACAAUGUGAACGAUAUACACACUGGUGAUAUUAAGCAUCAAAAAGAGGUACGUGAUGGAGAUGUGGUUCAGGGCGAGUAUUCGCUUGUUGAACCUGACGGUAAUGUACGUACUGUUAAGUACUACGCCGAUUGGGAAACGGGUUUUCAUGCUGAAGUCAUUAACAGUCGCGAUGCUGCAAAAAAAAAUAUAGCUAAACGCAAUUCAAAUAAAUCAUAAAACUUGUAAAUAAUUC